Molecule: messenger RNA, 679 nt
Organism: Podarcis muralis (Common wall lizard)
Lineage: Eukaryota; Metazoa; Chordata; Lepidosauria; Squamata; Lacertidae
Source: RefSeq, a predicted model, not a curated record
GGUCUCCAGUAGUAUCCAAUUUUAAAAUCGGAUGUGCUACAAAUUGUCCCUCAACGAAUUACAGCUCUCCAUAUUUAAAGGUUACUUAAAGAGUAACAUCGACUGCUGCCAAGAUGACUUUUGCAACGCAAGACAGAUUGACUGGCCAGGAUAUCUUCUCAAUGGGCUAAGGUGUCCGUCCUAUCAUCCUUCUGGCCCAGAAGAUUGUCUAAAGUUGAGAAAUCUUAGAUGUCGUGGUGAUGAGACUCGAUGCUUUGAGUUUGUCCUUGUUCACAAUGACAGUUCGGUUCCUGAUAAGCUUUAUAGCGGCUGUGCCACCCCAACUUUUUGUGAGUUGGCUAGGACAUCACCGUACAAUGACUACCUUUCAGGUACUAUAACCAAAGCACGAUGCGGUGAUACUCUGCCUUCUGGAAAGAAGCUCAACAAUGAAGGAUAGUUAGGAGAGAAGAAUGUCUUCAUCAUUUUGGAUCCCACCACUUGCAGCAUCGGUAGAGGUGGAGAUUGCCUCUUUGAUGGUGGCUUUGCAGAGUUUCUGGAAUUCAGAGGACUCCUGUGUCUUUUAUCUGGCAUUUGGUGGAGGCUGAAUGGGAUGCAGGGCAUAGAGAAAUGUGGGGCUUGGGAGCUAUGUCUCAUGAUAUGGUUUAUGGGUUAUUUUUUCCUUCCUUCAUAAUCAAAA